GGAGUUUAAGAUGGCGGCCACCUUGACGAGAGGACUGUCAGGUUUGCUGAGACCACUGUCAGUUUUCGGCAGGGAAUGUCUCUCUUCUGCUGUCAGACUCGCACAGAGCCCUCGCUUCUCGACUGUUUUGCCGAAUCAUGCUUUCAGAACACUGACCCCGGCUCACACCACUGCUCCUGUGCAGCUGACUGGACUGCUCAGUCGUGUAACUCCUCUCAUGCCUUCACUGCUGCUCCAGCCGGUCAGGAACUUAACAUACUUUAGUCUGAGGAAAGGCAAGAGGAAAUCUGUUAAGUCGGUCACUGAAAGAUUUUUCAGGCUACACUCGGGCCUGUGGAUCAGGAGAAAGGCUGGAUAUAAGAAGAAGCUGUGGAAGAAGUCAGCGGCCCGGAGGAAGCGUCUGAGGGAACAUGUUUUCUGUAACAAAACUCAGUGUAAAUUGCUGGACAAAAUGACGUCACCCUACUGGAAAAGAAGGAACUGGUACCUCAACGACCCAUACCAGAAAUACCACGACAGAACCAACCUGAAGCUAUAAAAUCAUGUAUUCUGUCUUAUAUAUUUAUCCCUAUUUCUGUUAAUAUAGACAUAAGGAAUUGGCUGUUUAAGAACAAUCUUGUGUAAAUGAAACUGAUAAAUAAAAUUCCUUUCAACAUU
Molecule: messenger RNA, 657 nt
Organism: Danio rerio (zebrafish)
Lineage: Eukaryota; Metazoa; Chordata; Actinopteri; Cypriniformes; Danionidae
Gene: mrpl35
Product: mitochondrial ribosomal protein L35
Biological process (GO): translation
Cellular component (GO): mitochondrion; ribosome
Molecular function (GO): structural constituent of ribosome
Source: RefSeq, marked provisional